Messenger RNA from Pelobates fuscus (common spadefoot toad), 928 nucleotides. RefSeq names its product mitochondrial ribosomal protein L40 (gene MRPL40). The transcript has 4 exons. The record is from RefSeq and is a predicted model, not a curated record. Gene Ontology annotation, cellular component: mitochondrial ribosome; mitochondrial large ribosomal subunit. Bases 102 to 701 code for a protein of 199 amino acids. NCBI's taxonomy places the organism in Eukaryota, Metazoa, Chordata, Amphibia, Anura, Pelobatidae.
GCUCCCUGUCUGAGCGCACAGUGUGCCAAGCUGUGUGAGCUGAGGUUAAAGCCUAGUGAGUGGAGAGUCUUGCUUUGCAGAGUUCACAGCCACUGUCAACCAUGAAUCCUGCCACAUGUAACACCUUGCUGCAUGUGUGCAGGCAGAGCAGCAGGAAUUGUCCGCCAUGGGUAUUUAGAAGAGAGAGUCACUGGCAGACAUCUUUGCUGACCCUGCGUUCAACUCUUCCCAUGAGGGCAGAGCCCAGGAAAAAGAAAAAGGUGGAUCCAAAACGAGAACAGGCUGUUAGAGAGCGCAUGAAGAAGAAAUUGAAGAAACUGGAGAGAAUCCCCCCUCAGCUUAUCCCCAUUGAGGAUUUCACAAGGCCUGCAAUGCUGCUAGAUGAUACCAGAGUCCGUAGACCCCCUCAGCUGCCUGUGGAAGAGCAAGAAAGGAGAGCGCUACUGAUUAAGAAGUGGGCACUCCACAAGCAACAAGAACAUGAAGCAGAGCUCAAAAGUGUGGAGUCGCUCCUGGAAGCUCAGCGUGAGGCUCUGCAAGAGCUGCGUCUGGAGUCAGAAGAACUCUACAAUGCAGCCAUGCGGUGCGACUCAGAACUUCUCCCUCUGGAGAAGCGGGGACCAUGCCACACUCCUCCUAUACCCCAGUACAGUGCCCCAGAGGGAAAAUACAAUGAUAUCACCAAAGUAUACACCCAGUGAGAUGUUUGGUGUGGGAUCUGUGCACUGACUGUGUAUUUUUUUUUUUAUUCUCUAUGGGACUAAAAGAGCUGCAGACAUAUGAUUUUAUUUAUAUAUAUAUAUAAUAAGGAGGGACUUAAAAGUGAUCCAUAAAAGGGGGUGAACAAUUAUAUUGAUUUCUUAGUUUUUAAUGUCAAUGUAUAAAUACUCUUGUGUUGAAUGCAAAUAAAAUCCAAGAAAGCUUGUUU